Rhodotorula toruloides NP11 is the source of this 2766-nucleotide messenger RNA. Its product is annotated as importin beta-2 subunit. Gene Ontology annotation, biological process: protein import into nucleus. Bases 1 to 2766 code for a protein of 921 amino acids. Lineage: Eukaryota; Fungi; Basidiomycota; Microbotryomycetes; Sporidiobolales; Sporidiobolaceae. The transcript has 7 exons. Gene Ontology annotation, molecular function: small GTPase binding; nuclear import signal receptor activity. Gene Ontology annotation, cellular component: nucleus; cytoplasm. The record is from RefSeq and is a predicted model, not a curated record.
AUGUCGAGCUGGACGCCUUCGCCAGAGGGACUACAGGAGCUACUCUCAUGCCUGCGGUCCUCGGGCAGCCCCGACACAAAGGUCCAGCAGCAGACGCAGGAGCGGCUCGAAUCGUUCAACGAGAUCCCGGGUUACAACUCGUACCUCGUCUACAUCCUCACCCAGAUGCCCGGCGAGGACGUGACGGUGCGCUCGAUGGCCGGCCUGCUCCUCAAGAACAACAUUCGCAUGCGCCUCGAGUUAUUCGAAUCGGACGUCGUCGCCUACGUGCAGGCCAACAUCUUCACUGCCAUCGGCGACUCGACGAGCAUGAUCCGCAACACCGUCUCGACCGUCAUCGACACGCUCCUCGUCGAGUUGGGACCCGAGAAGUGGACAGAGGGACUGAGCAAGCUGAUGGAGCUCGCCGACUCGGACGACCAGCUCGCACAAGAGGGCGCGUUCAACGCUCUCGACAAGCUGUGCCAGGACAUCCCGAAGCGGCUCGAGCAGCUCGAGGUCGGCGGCCAGCGCCCGCUCGACUAUAUGAUUCCCAAGUUCCUCACCCACAUCGACUCGCCCUACCCCAAGAUCCGCAACUUUGCCCUCUCCUGCGCCAUCCAGUUUAUCUCGCCCGACAACAACGCCCUGACUCUCCACCUCGAGCCGUUCGUCGUCGCGCUGUUCAAGCAUGCGACGGACGACUCGGUUGACGUCCGCAAGACGGUCUGCCAGGCGCUCGUCCAGCUCCUCGCGACUCGGCCCGACGUUCUCGUCCCGCACAUGGCCAGCGUCGUCGAGUUCAUGCUCUACUCGACGCAGGACACGACGAACGAGGAGGUCGCGCUCGAGGCUUGCGAGUUCUGGCUCACGUUUGCCGAAGACCCGGAACUCGUCAACCAGCUCCGACCGUACUUGCCCAAGGUCGUGCCCGUCCUCCUUCAGAGCAUGGUCUACUCGGAAGACGACAUCCUGUUGCUCGACACGGAGGAGGACGACGCGGCAGUGCCGGACAAGGCGUCCGACAUCAAGCCUCACCUCCUCUCUUCCAAGGCGCACACGAACGAGCGACUAGAAGAUGCCGAGCGCGCGAACGGGCAGGGCGGCCACAUGUCCCGCGAGCGGGCAGAGGAUGACGAGGACGAGGAAGAGGACGACGACGACGAGUACGACGAGGACGAGGAGGCCUACACCGAGUGGAACCUCCGCAAGUGCUCGGCGGCGGCGUUGGACGUCAUGGCUGUCGCGUUCGAGGCGGAGCUCCUCGAGGUCUUGCUGCCGUACCUCAAGGAGAAGCUCUUCUCGCAGGACUGGCUCGAUCGCGAGAGCGGCAUCCUCGCUCUCGGCGCCAUCGCAGAAGGCUGCAUCACCGGCAUCGAGCCUCACCUCCCCAUCCUGAUGAACUUCCUCGUCAACUCGCUCAACGACAAGAAGCCGCUCGUCCGCUCCAUCGCGUGCUGGACAAUAGGCCGGUACUCGAGCUGGACGAUCAAGGAGGACGCGACGGCCGAGCACAAGCAGCAGUACUUCGUCCCGGCGAUGGAGGGCCUCUUGCGGAUGUGCCUCGACAACAACAAGCGGGUGCAGGAGGCGGGUUGCUCGGCGUUCGCGACGCUCGAGGAGGAGGCUGGGCCGGAGCUCGAGCCGUUCCUCGGGUCCAUCCUGUCGAACCUCGUCUACGCCUUCAACAAGUACCAGCAGAAAAACCUCCUCAUUCUCUACGACGCCAUCGGUACCCUCGCCGAUGCCGUCGGCUCCUCCCUGAACAACCAGGCCUACAUCGACAUCCUCAUGCCGCCUCUCAUCGCCAAGUGGGGGGCGCUCGGUGACCAGGACCCUGACCUCAUCCCCCUUCUCGAGUGCAUGUCGUCCGUCGUCAUCGCCAUCGGUCCCGGUUUCGCGCAAUACGCCCAGCCCGUCUUCAACCGCUGCAUCUCAAUCGUCAAGCAGUCGCUCAUCGAGUUCCAGCAGUACCAGCAAGAUCCGAUCAACUACGACGAGCCCGACAAGACCUUCCUCAUCGUCUCGCUGGAUUUGCUGUCUGGCCUGACGCAGGGCCUCAACACCGCCAUCACCCAGCUCUACUCGCAGAGCGAUCCUCCCGUCCUCACCCUCCUCUCGCUCUGCCUCCAACAUCCCGACGCGCCCGUCCGCCAAUCCUCAUAUGCCCUGCUCGGCGACACCGCAAUCUCGUGCUUCCCCAUCCUGAAACCGACCCUCGCUCAGUUCAUGCCCGUCCUCAUCUCGCACAUCGACGUCGAGCCUCGACUCGCCGAGGUCUCGGUCUGCAACAACGCAGCAUGGGCGGCAGGCGAGAUCGCGCUGCAGGCAGGGUCCGACAUGGAGCAGUGGGUCAACCCGCUGAUGGAGCGGUUGGUGCCAAUCCUGCUCAGCUCGAAGGCGGCGCGGAGCUUGACGGAGAACUCGGCGGUCACGAUUGGUCGACUUGCGAUCGUCUGCCCGCAACUCGUCGCGCCUCACCUCGAGGUAUUCGUGUCGGCAUGGUGCCAGGCGCUUGCCGACAUCAAGGACAACGAGGAGAAGGACUCGGCUUUCCGCGGAAUCUGCGCCGCGAUCCAGGUCAACCCGAACGGCAUCUCGGCGGCAUUCGGCUACUUCCUGAAUGCCGUCGCUCGCUGGACCCGGCCAUCCGACCAGCUCAACGAGAUGUUCAAGACGAUUCUCCUCGCCUUCAAGGGCAUGUCGGAAGGCCCAGCAUGGGACGCGCAGCUCGCGCACCUUCCUCCCGUCAUCGUCCAGCGUCUCCGCGAACGGUAUGGCGUCUGA